This is a messenger RNA of Pelobates fuscus (common spadefoot toad), 2576 nucleotides long. RefSeq names its product nibrin-like. Gene Ontology annotation, biological process: double-strand break repair via homologous recombination; telomere maintenance; mitotic G2 DNA damage checkpoint signaling. Gene Ontology annotation, cellular component: Mre11 complex; nucleus. The record is from RefSeq and is a predicted model, not a curated record. Gene Ontology annotation, molecular function: damaged DNA binding; protein binding. Lineage: Eukaryota; Metazoa; Chordata; Amphibia; Anura; Pelobatidae.
CAUGGAACAGAAACAGACAGCACAAUGUGGAGGCUCAUUCCAGAGACUGGAGGAGGUGAAACCUAUCACUUUCUCACGGGUACUGAAUAUGUUGUUGGAAGAAAGAACUGCGCAAUAUUAAUACAAGAUGACCAGUCCAUUAGUAGAUACCAUUCUGUUUUAUCUGUCAGCCAUUCACUUUCUAACCUGGGUCACCCUAACAUAAUUCCUACUUUAACAAUUAAAGACUCAUCAAAGUAUGGCACUUUUAUUAAUGGAGAGAAGAUGGAGAGUUCUGUUGCCAAGAAUUUGAAAUCUGGCGAUAAGGUUACAUUUGGUGUAUUCAAUAGCAAGUAUUGCGUGCAGUAUGAACCUCUGGUCAUUUCAUCUUCCUGUCUGACUGGAUCAGAGAAGACAUCUUUAAAUGAAUUUGUUCUGUUACUAGGUGGUCAUAUACUUGGCAAUUGGACAGAGACAUGCACCCAUCUUGUCAUGACUUCCAUUAAAGUCACAAUCAAAACAAUAUGUGCCCUAAUUUGUUGUCGACCAAUUGUGCUUCCAGAGUAUUUCAACCAGCUGAUCAAAUCCAUUAGACAGAAGCAAACACGAGCUGCAUUAAAAAGCUUAAUUUCCUCCAUUGACGAGCCUUCAAUUAAAUCUGAAUCAGUUGACCUCUCGGAUAAUGCAAAAAGAAAAGAUAUCUUCAAAGGCAAAGUCUUCAUAUUUUUAAGUGCUAAACAGUACAAAAAACUUAGCCCAGCAAUUACUUUUGGGAAUGGAGAAGCAAAACUGUUGAAGGGAGAUUUGAAUGAGCCAUCAAUAUUGGAAAAUCCUUCAACUUGUGUGAUUGACAUGGGAGUAGCAGACUCACAGCUCUCAGUAUCUGAGUCUUCACCAACCUGGAUCAACUCUAUUCUCAAUGUGCUCCAAAGAAAAGAUCUAAGAGCUAUCCCAGAGGCAGAAAUAGGUUUAGCGGUUCUCUAUAUGUCAACAGAAAUAUAUUGUAAUCCUCAAAGAUGCUCAGCAAGUGGAAAUCUGAUUGAUAUUCCGAAGACGAGCAUUAUUUCUCAAAGUAUGGCUGUUGAUGAGACUGUGCUACCUGCACCCACUCUAAACACCACUGCCUAUGUUGCAAAUACAGAACCGCAAGAUCAAGCAAAUACUUUGAUGGAUGUAAGUUGAGUUCAAGUCGUUAAAGAAACACCUAAAAGGAAUCGCAAAGGUAACCACUCUAAGGGAUAUUCUGAAGAGUGCACGGAUAAUAGCAGUGAUGUCAAGGGAGCUUUGAUUCAAGAGAAUACAAUUCUGUCAGAAAAAAAGCCAUUACCAGAAUUUCCCAGAUCUAAGGAGAGGACAUCACAGAAAAGUCAACCUGCCAGUCAAAUAAAGAAUUAUUUCAAACCAUUAUCCAAGAAGAGAGAUCGAGAGGACGAUGAAAGAGAUAUGUCUUCCACCAAGGUAGCAAGAGUGGAAAACAUCCUGCCUUCUUCUGAACAACUGGCACCCAUUGUAUCACAAUCAAUGAAAGACAAGGGUAGGCUUAUAUCUCAGGAUGAGGACUUAGAUCUGGAAACUGAGUCAGUUUUGUCACAUGGAGAGAAAUUUGGAAAUUCAAAGACUCCGCCCACAGUUAGCACCAUAAUGGGUAAAGCAACUUUGGAAAUGGAUGGAACAACUAAAAAGAGAAAAGAGCUUGAAGAGGAUUUGGUCGAUUUAGAAAAGUCUGAUUUAGAAAGUGAUGGAGAUGCCAAUGAUGUCAUGGAGCGGAAUGAUUUAAAUUGUAGCAAUAUCAAUGAUGUCAAAAGAAGGAAAGUGGAGUCCAAAAAUGACAAUAGCAAAUUUGAGGAUGGCACAAAGAGUACAUCAGAUAUUUGUACUUUAAAUAUGGAAACAAAGAAAGAACCAGAAUCUCCAAGUCAAGAGAAAAAGUUUGCCAAAGCACCAAAAUUACAAAAUGACUAUUAUGGACUCCCUAGCAAGCUCUUACUGACAGAGUUUCGAUCGCUCACGGUUUGUCAACCAUCAACAAAUAAGCAGUCCAAUACAAAUACAAACCAUGAAAAUCUACGUAAUUUUAAGAAAUUCAGGAAGAUCUCGUACCCAGGAGCUGGGGUGUUUCCGCAUAUCAUUGGAGGCUCUGACUUGAUUGCUCAUGAUAGAAAUAAAAAUUUAGAGCUUGAACAAUGGUUACGUCAGGAAGCUGAGGAACAAACUCAGCAAGCCCAGGAAGAAUUGAUGGCUCAGGAUCUAUUCAGAUACAAUCCAAAGUCUAUGAAAAGAAGAAGAUAAAACACUGCAUCAAGCCCACGUUCCACAUUGAUAUAUGGCUGCUAACACUCACAAAAUGUGCACAAACACAUUUUAAUGAAAGAAAGAAAAAAACAUGUUUUAAAAAGUUUUUCUUUUGUCCUUUUUAUAGACAGCAUUGUGAAGUUACUUGUUGACUAAAUCAUAUUGGUUCUGCAUAAAUCGUUUGCAUUUUCUCUGUAUCUCACAAGGACAAUACAUCUGCACUUUGAACUAUCUGAAGGCAUAAAUGUGGUGCUUUCACCCCUUGUAGUUAGCAGGCAGUUAUUGUUCUUUUCAAGAAUAAAGGG